This is a messenger RNA of Heterocephalus glaber (naked mole-rat), 7510 nucleotides long. Lineage: Eukaryota; Metazoa; Chordata; Mammalia; Rodentia; Bathyergidae. The record is from RefSeq and is a predicted model, not a curated record.
UUCCAUUGUGUAGGAUUACAGGCUUGUGCCACCAUACCCAGCUUCUUUUUUUUUAAUGAUGAAAUGUUGUAUUUUUCUUUCAUACCCAGGUUCUUAAAUCUGAUUCCAUGUUAGAAUUACAGCGGAAGGAUCCCUCUUUCCCUCUUAUUAAAAUAUCAAAGCACAUUUCUAACAAUUUCCUGUUUAAUUGUUUUGGGAUAGAGCCUAAUCGCUGAUACAUUUUUUAAUCUUUCCAGAUAAUCCUGAUAUACUCCCAGAGUUCAGUAUCACUAGUCUCUAUUGUUUGUUAGGGCUUGCAAAGUGAUUAUGUUCUAUUAUUUCUUCUGCAUCUUAUUAGCCUUUAAAUUCUAAUGUUUACAUUCUGCUUAUUCUCACCUCUUGCAAACUGCAAUCUACUAGGAAACCCUCUGCAAAUUAAGCUGCUUAAUUGUCAGAGGAAGACUUGAUCUUGGAGCUGAAAAUGUGGAAUAAUAUAUUGAAGGGACACUAGCGAUAACCUCACGUCUUUGGAUUGGGUUAAGGGUAGAAGAUGUCUAUGGAUGUGACAUUUCUUGGGACGGGUGCAGCAUAUCCAUCCCCAACCCGGGGUGCUUCUGCCCUGGUCCUUCGGUGUGAGGGUGAGUGCUGGCUCUUUGACUGUGGCGAAGGAACACAGACACAGCUUAUGAAAAGCCAGCUUAAAGCAGGGAGAAUUACCAAGAUCUUCAUCACACAUCUUCAUGGAGACCAUUUCUUUGGCCUUCCUGGCCUCCUAUGCACAAUCAGCCUGCAGAGUGGCUCUGUUGUCACCAAACAGCCUAUUGAAAUCUAUGGCCCUGUAGGACUUCGGGACUUUAUCUGGCGAACCAUGGAGCUCUCUCAUACAGAGUUGGUCUUUCCUUAUGUGGUCCACGAGUUGGUGCCUACAGCAGAUCAGUGUCCCACAGAAGAGCUAAAAGAGUUUUCACAUGUGGAUAAAGCAGACAGCACUCCUAAAGAGGGACAAGGAAGAACUAUCCUGUUAGACUCAGAAGAGAAUUCAUACCUUCUGGUUGAUGAUGAACAGUUUGUUGUAAAAGCAUUUCGCCUCUUUCACCGAAUUCCCUCCUUUGGGUUUUCAGUUGUGGAAAAGAAACGCCCAGGUAAACUCAAUGCACAGAAGCUAAAAGAUCUUGGUGUUCCGCCAGGUCCUGCCUAUGGAAAGCUGAAAAAUGGAAUUUCUGUUGUUCUGGAAAAUGGGAUUACAAUUUCUCCCCAGGAUGUCUUAAAAAAGCCUAUUGUUGGAAGAAAAAUCUGCAUAUUGGGUGAUUGCUCUGGAGUUGUGGGUGACGGAGGAAUGAAGCUGUGCUUUGAUGCGGACCUGUUGAUCCAUGAGGCGACCUUGGACGAUGCCCAGAUGGAUAAAGCAAAGGAGCAUGGCCACAGCACACCACAGAUGGCAGCAACAUUUGCAAAGUUGUGCCAUGCAAAGAGGCUGGUUCUGACUCACUUCAGUCAGAGGUACAAACCAGUUGCCUUGGCCAGGGAAGGAGAAGCAGAUGGCAUUGCAGAUCUGAAAAAGCAAGCAGAAUCAGUGUUAGAUCUCCAAGAAGUGACUCUAGCAGAAGAUUUUAUGGUGAUUGGCAUUCCAAUCAAGAAAUGAAACCAGUGUUCCUGAGUAUAUAUUGACGUGUCUAUGAAUAUGUUGCCAAACCUACAGUCCAGAUUUUUGUGUUCUGUUUUUUGUUUGAAAUUAUUUUGGCCCUAAUAAUCCUGGAAGGAUUGGAGCUGCAUUGCUGAACUGACUCCACAGUAAGAAAGAGCAAACUUUUUGAUAAUGAAUCUUUGGUUUUUUUUGGUACUGGGGAUCAAACUCAGGACCUUGCAUUUGAUAAUCUUUUUUUGUUUUUUUUGGUACCAGCGAUCGAACUUGGGACCACGCGCCUGCAAGACAGGUAGCAGAACCACUGAGCUAAAUCCCUGGCCCGAUAAAUCAUUUUUAAAAAUGAAAAACACCCAGCAUCCUUCUUGAAGUGCAAAUUUGAAAAAUGAUAGAUUUUUCAAAUAUACUUCUCAUUUUGUGGCUACUACCACAGAUGCAAGCCAAUAUUCCACGCAAUCUUGGGCCUAGUUUUGCCCAUCUUUAUUGCUGUUAUUGGCAAAGUGCACAGGACUUAGUCUCUUGGCUAAAAAUGGUUUUUUGGCAUUUGCAUUGAAUCUAUUCAUGUUACUCACAGAAUACAGAGAGAUGUAUAUGCGGUAUCAACAAUAGCAUGAUAAUGGCUUUGUUAGAAUAUUGAACGCACGAUUGGGCUGGGAGUUUGUCGUAGUAUUUUAUUGAACUUUCUGAUUUGCACUUAACCUAUGUUUCUUAACUGGGUGCUCCCCUAGGAAUUAAGAAAUUGUGGGGAUGCAUUCUCGUCAUAGGACUGAGGGGUGGUGGUGGUAGUACUGGUAUUUAGUCAGCAGGGGUCAGGGAUGCCAGAUGUCCUACAAAGUUUGGGUUAGUCCCAUACAAUAAAGAAUUCUCUCACUCCACCUGGGCAUGGUGUUGCAUACCUGCAGUCCCAACUACUCAAAGAGGCUGAGGUAGAAGGAUUGAAGCCAGCCUAUAUAAUGUAGUGAGUCCCUGUCUCAAAUGUCAAAUAAGAAGGCAACAGGGAUGUAUGUCACUGGUAGAACUCUUGCCUAGCAUGCAUGAGACCCUGGGUUCAAUCCCUAGUACCACCAAAAAGAAAAAAUCUUACCCCAAAAUGCAAAUUUCAGGCCUUAUGAGAUCAACAACAAGCUAAAACUUAUACUCCCAAAGUGAAUAUGCUUUACCACACCUAGUGAUGUAGUGGGUUGAAUUACUGUGUAAGUCAGAUUCUACAAAAGAUCCUAAUAUGCUGGAGUUGAAAUUCCAUAUCAAAUAUUAUUUGAAGAAAAUGACUCAUUAAGCUAAGCUUAUGAAUCUAGAGGUAAAAAUGGCAUCUAUUAAACCAAGGUUUAAUUUACAUGUCCCCAUUAAUAAUUCUUUGAGCACAAUUUUAAAAUAUAUUCUGCCAGGCAUGUUGGCACAGCCCUUUAAUCCCAGCACUGGGGAGGCUGAGGUAGGAGGACCACUUGCUCUGGGCAAUUUAGUAAUUUAGUGAGCCUGUCUCAGAAUAAAAAAGAGCUGGGGAUGUAGCUCAGUGGUAAGGUCCUACAUUCCAAAGGGUAGGGAGAGAGGAAGAAGAGAGGGGAGAGAGGGCGGGGUGGUGGUGGUGUGGUUCUAGAGUAGCUUUUCCUUCAGAGCUAACUUGCAUCUCCUUUCUGGCUGCCAUGGGUUUGCUGACUCACUUGCUUCACAGUAUUUCUCAAAAUACAUUCUAUGGAAAAUAAAUGAAGACUGGUGGAUUCACUCAGAAGGGCUCCCUAAUCAAGUCAGUUUGGGAAACACUUUAUAUAUACUAUGUGGUCUUCUGGGCUAAUGCCCAUCAACAUAUUACACAAAGUAUUGUUUGGAAUGAUCAUAAACCCAGUUUUGUACCAGAAAGCCUUGCUUUUAGAGUCCCACCUUAUAGUGGCACCUGUGUGGUCUGGAGCAGGUGCUUAGUCUCUCAUAGCUUCUUCAACUUGCUUAUCUCCAAAAUGGAAAAAAGAACAAAACCUAAUUCAUAGGCUGUUGUGAAAAAUAUACAAGGUAAUGCAUAUAAGGAAUGCAGCACAUUGCCAAAGGCCCGUGCAGCAUAUUGUGAAAAGUCCCGCAGUACAGAGACCGGUCAACUCUACAGAACCCCUUUCUGUAUGUUAAUAUCACAAAAACCUAGGGAAUUUUGCAGUACACACAUUUAGAAACAUUGUCAAGCUGUGUACUCUUACAUUCCUUUGGGUUCUAAGGUUUCUUUGCUCAAAGGUUUUGAUUCCUGGCUGGUUGUAGAGUCUGCAUUGUAGUAGUGAUGACCAAGAUACCUCUGUUUACUUGAGUUCUCAGGCAUCCCAGAAUGGUCAGAUUCUGACUCUAGUCUCUUUUCCUCUAAAUUGCUCAAAUUUGACCAAACCUAAAAAUGUAUCUUGGUUUCCAAACUCAAUUUAAAUGAGCAUUAAUUAGAAAUCUACUAUAUUCGUAAAAUGUAUAAGACAGAAUAGUUAGGCUAGUAGCUCUACUGCUUAGAGCUCUUAAGGGAAGAGACUAUGUCUUGGUCCCUCUACAUUCUUAGAAAUGCCCAUGUAUAGCAAGCACUCAGAAAUUAUUUUUGAGUGAGAUGAAGUCUUGAUAUUAUGAUUGUGCACAUUAUAAGAAAACUUAUAUGGCUAAUUAAUUUCAUUACUUAUAAAAAAAAUUUUAAUUACCUGGUUGGCAGUGUCCCCUUACUGAGUACCACAUAAGUGACAGAAUUUAUUGUGUUGGAUACCCAACAUACAUAAUGAAUAUUCACAUAAAUGGAUAGACAAGAGAUAUGUUUUUAUGAGCUAACAAUCUAGUGGUAGAAAUAGAUAAGUAAAACUUCCUUUAGGUGUUUUAAGCUUGUAGCCUGACACUCAGUUUUGCUGCUCUUGAACAUUAUUUGGUAGCUGACUUGAGCUAUGAUAAGCCCUCAAAGACAAUGGAAAAGAACUGAGAUGUGAGGUCAAGUGUAGUAUUCAGUCCGUGAUGAGAAUUCUUUCUAGACCCUCUUCUGGCCUAGAUUUUUUUUUUUUUUUCAGUACUGGGGAUAGAACUCAGGACCUUGUGCUUGCAAUGCAGGCACGGUGCCAAUAAGCUAAAUCCCCUGCUAGAAUUUAUUUAUUUAUUUUUUUGAUACCAGGGAUCGAACUCGGGUCCUUGCACUUGCAAGGCAGGUGGUGGAACCACUGAGCUAAAUCCCCGGCUAGAAUUUGUUUUUAAUGACAGGAGAAUUCUAAUACACCGAGGAGCUAGGAUUAAGAAGAAAGCUUAAAACUCCUCAGAACCUAUAAUCUACUUAUGAUUGUAUGACCUUAAAGGGGAGAGGGUAGUAUAUGUAUACUCUGUUCCAAGCUUAUUUGAUCACUGAAGCCUAUUUUUGCCAAGAAACAUCUUGGAGGCCACGGAUUUAGCUCAGUGGUUUCACCGCCUGCCUUGCAGGUGCAAGGACCCGAGUUUGAUCCCCGGUACCAAAAAAAAAAAAUCUUGGAACAUUGAGAAAUGCUAUUCCUUUUACUUCUAAAAUUAUUAUACUUUAGGGGCGAGGGAUUUAGCUCUGUGGCUCUAUGUGCCUGCCUCGCAAACAAGAUCCUGAGUUCAACCCCUGGUACUGGGGAAAAAAUUAUUAUAUUUUACUCGAACAGUUUAUUGAGGUAACGAUUUCCAUAUUUGAACUUAGUGUAGCACUUUGGCCUAAACAAUUUUCAGGAAUUCAUAGAUAACUUUACUUUUUAGAUUUUAAAAAUAAACACUUUCCUGUUCUCAAAAGUUGUUCUGACUUGCCCAGAUAGACCACUCAUCCCUCAUUAAUGUAGUAUUAAUAAAUUUUGAAUCAAACUCUGUUAGGAGUCAGGGAUGUAUAAGUGAUAGAGCCUUGAGCUCUGUUUCCAGUGUCUCCCAGGAUAGAACUUGAGAAUUUGCAUUUUAAUUCUCCCGCCAGCGAUUCUGAAAUGUAUGGGUGAUAGACCAGCCCAGAGGAAAUAAAGCUUGAACUUUUUUUGUGAACUUAAAUUGGCAUGUGUAUAGGUAUUUUGUAUAUGCUUACGUAUGUUUGUAUCUGUAUAUAUAUUAUACACAUGUACACAUGCUUAUUUUUAUUUAUUUAUUUUAUCACAUGAUUAUUUUUACAUUAGAAUGACCUCCCUCAACUUUUUUUCUCAUGAGCAUUUUCCCACAGCAUUAAAUAUCCUCUGAAAUGAUGAACUUCAUGAUUUUCUAUCAUUGCAUUCUAUAGAUAUGAUAUCAUUUGACAAUUUUUCUAUCUGGAACAUUUAGAUUGUUUUCCGUUAUACAUAAUUCUACAUGAGUAUUCUCAUACUAAAUAUCUCUGAGUUAUAUCCUUCCUUGGAAUUGAUUCAUCUGAGGGUCAAAAUAUCUGACUUAUGUUUUUAGGCUCAAGGUAGGAAUCAGCCGCUUGUUUUCAUGCUUGUUCAUACUCUAUGUAGGAGUGGCCUGUUUCGUGACUCUUAUGUAUAAAUGGUAUGGACAGUCAUUGAUUUAUAACCUUUCUAGCAGUUCUUCCCUAAGACAUUAGUCUUACAAUAAAAAUUAUUUUUGGCUUCUAGUACAAAUAACUUUAUUAUGUCUUUCAACUAGGACAUACAAUGCAACUGUGAUUUUGUUGAAUGUUCUUGUGCCAACUUAAAAUUUGGGUAGUUUUUACUUUAUUAAAGGGAUAAAAAUCUUUACUGCUUCAAAUAUGUCCAUGACAAAUGCACAUGAAAGUAUUUUUAUCCUCACAGAGGUAUAUAUUUACAGUAAAAUAUAUUGUAUCUGUUCUUACAAAUUCAUGCUUUUUUUCUGGUAAUGAAUAUCAGUAUUUUUCUUAUAUGGGAAUACUGAAAAGGAAGUGUUGGUCAUGGAUUUGAAUGUUCCUUCUUAGCAGAGUAAGAACAGAGUUAGGGGAGGUCGUGGAAUAAUAGUGUGAAAAUUUUUUCUUCCCUAGUAGGAAAUAACAGUGUACAAAACUGAAAAGCAAAUAGCACUUUAAAUGAAUAUUUUAAAAAGCAAAGGGAAGGGCUGGGAAUGUAGCACAGCAGUAGACCCUGCCCCUCCAAAAAAAAACAAGAAGGGGGAGGAAAUACUAGGUGAAUAGUUAGGAGUGGAAGAAGGGGUCCUUAGAAGGAGCAAAGGGAUUGGGGAGGGAUGGUUGGGAUACUACUGGGUUGUUUUGUUUUGGAGGGCUGCCAUUUUUUUUUAUAAACCUUAUACUGUAAUACUGUUUGCUGCUUUGAAUGAUUUGUAUGUGUAUAUUCAUUUACUAUAAAAAUUAAAACACACAGAUAAGCUGCUCUGAAUAAUCAUAUCAGUAAUCACUGCUUGUUUCCACAUGGGCUUUCCAGUUAGUUGACAGUUCCUUUUCAAGUCUUUGUAACAUUCCAUUCCAUUCUCUAUACUGCAGCCAGAGUGAUUUUUUUCCCAAAUGUAAAUUGGAGCUGUCUUGCAUUCCCCAGCUUGAAACUGUUCAAUGCUUUUGCCUUACCUACCUUUUCAACCUACUCUUAACCAUCAGUGCUACCUAGGUUUGCAGCCCCAGCCAUGUGGGCCUUCUUUCAGUCCUUUGUCAGGGAUUUCCAUUAUUACAAAGCCUCCGCACAGCCUGCUCCCUCAGCCUGGCGUGCUCUUUUGCUUCUUUCCAGGUUCACCAACCCUGGACCUUCAGAUCACAGGUCUGUUGUCAUAACCUCAUGGAUAGCUUGCCUGGCCCCCUACUAGGUAGCAUAUUACGCUCACAGCACUUGCACUGCACUUUCCUGGUGCUUGUCACUCAUAGCUUCAUUUUACUUUUGUAUUUGACUGUUGUUUCUUUUUGCCAAUAGCUCUAUAAGCUACACAAAGGCAUAACUAUGUCUGAUUUUGUUUCCCUUUGUGCCUAGCUCUGUGCCUGGAAUAUAGCAGACAAUAAAUAGCAUCACCUGGCUCAAA